UGACCUGCCCGUGGCCAUGCACAUGCUCGGCAGCAUGCUAUGAUUGGUAUCCAAAGGAGCGGCCGCCUCUUCGAGUUCCACUACUGUGCUGCUAGCAAUGAUCUCAUCAGGAUCCGCCAUGAUAACAUCUUCGGUCUUGGCAUUGUCCUGUGCUGAAACUGUGUUGCUCAUAUCUGGCCUGGCAACCGCCGAAAAAUCGUUUCCGGGGGCCUCAGCCGACUGCUCUGCAUGUUCCAAGUACUGGGUCAUCCAGAGCUUCUUGAGAGGCAGCAUCGGCAUGUUGGUGGACGACUUCCUCGACGUUAGUGGCGCCCCCGAUACCGAGCGCGACUUCUUGCUGCUGCUACUACCAUCAGUGCCCACUGCGAAUCCGGCGCUCCCCAUUGCAGCGUCUUUCCCCACAGCCUUGGAUUCAUGCUGUGCACUGGGUUUGCGCUUGCGAGACUGAGAGCGCGAGCGUGAGCGCGAGUCCCGCCCACGCCGUGGCUGCUGCUGCUGCUGGUGACGCUGUGGCUGCUCGACUGCCGCCGGUUCAUAGGAACAGUACCUGCUGCCGACCCGUUGGCGUCGUUGCCACCGCAGUUAGCUUCGUCAUCCAUAACCUCGUCUUC
Messenger RNA from Kickxella alabastrina, 611 nucleotides. RefSeq lists its product as uncharacterized. The record is from RefSeq and is a predicted model, not a curated record. The coding region runs from base 98 to 448 and encodes 116 amino acids. The transcript has a single exon. Lineage: Eukaryota; Fungi; Kickxellomycota; Kickxellomycetes; Kickxellales; Kickxellaceae.